AUGGCGCUGUCGCUGGCGCAUAGCAACAAUCUCUCCUACAGCAGCAUCGUGGAGAUCCACAAACUAUACGGCGAUUAUCUCUACUCGCAAGAGAACUACGAGGAGGCCAUCGCGGAGUACAUCAAAACCAUCGGCGUUUUCGAGCCGUCCUACGUGAUCCGCAGGUUUCUGGACGCGCAGCGUCUGCCCUGCUUGACGACGUACUUGGAGGCGUUGCACAACCAGGGCUUGGCGAACACGCAGCACACCACGCUCCUGAUCAACUGCUACUGCAAGAUGCAUCAGCGCGACAAGCUCAAGGAGUUCAUCUACACCGACAGUCGCGAAAAGCGAUUUGACGUCGCGACUGCGAUUCGCGUGCUGACCGACUGCGGAUGGGAGAAGGAGGCGCUGCAUCUGAGUCGGAAAUACGCGUACCACCACGACUAUCUCCGCCUGCUCAUCGAAUACGAGCGCGACUUCCAGACCGCGGUGGACUACAUCCACUCGCUCGUGUUCCACGACGCCGAGGCCAUGAUCCAGGAAUUCGGGCGCGUUCUCCUCGACGAGGUCCCGCAGCCCACCACGCAGCUCUGCAUUGAGCUCUGCACCGACUAUCAACAAACCUCCGUCUCGCGGUUCUACUCCCCGGAGCCCGAGCAGGAACUGGCGCUCUCCCCGCUCCAGUCGCUUCGCCGCAGUCUCCAGCGCUCCUUCAACUCCAAACGCGCCACCAAAUCCACGCUGGCGACCGCUGCGCCCGCGCUGCUGGCGUCGCUGAGCGGCUCGGCGCUGGACCCCAAGUUCGGCAACCCGUCGAGCUACAUCCAUCUCUUCGCGUCGCACAGCGAUCUCCUCGACAUUUUCCUCUCCGACGUCGUGAAGCGCCCGCAGCCGUGCGACGCCUCGACGUGGAACGCGCUGCUGGAGCUGGCGCUUCGCAAAGAGGCGGAGCCGAGCCAACCCGAGAGCCAAACCGCAUCGGAAGUGGUGGUGCAGCGGCGAAGCAGCGUGAUGAGCAUCCUCACCGACCCGCGCGCAGCGUACGACGAAGAGGAAGCGCUGAUCCUCGUGCAGACGUACAACUCCGCGGAGGGGCAGGUCUAUCUGUACAAGAAGCUGGGCAUGUACUCGCUGCUGCUGCAGCACUACUUGCAGCACAACGACCCGCGGAACUGCAUCGCGGUCUGCAAGACCUUCGGCGAGCAGAGCAAUGACCUCUGGCUCCAGCUGCUGACGAUGCUGGCGCAGCAGAGCGAGCUGAACCUCGCGCUGAUCCGCGAGAUUUUGGACUAUAUCGAGAAGACGAACGUGGUUCCGCUGCUCACCGCGCUGCAGAUCGUUUCGCAGAACGACAACAUCCAGCUGGGGAUGGUCAAGCAGUUCAUUAUUCGACACGUGCGGCGCCGACGCGGAGCUGUGCAGACCGAUCGCGAGAAAAUCAGCGACAUCAUGACCACCAAUCAGCAUUUAAAGCAGGAAAUCUCCGCGAUUAUGAACGACGCCAGGCUCUACCAGACCAACAAGUGCGCCCACUGCAAUCUCCCGCUGGAGCUGCCGAUCGUGCGCUUCGUGUGCGGUCAUAGUUAUCAUUCCGGAUGUCUUUCCUCCGAUUCGCCGGGAUGCAGUCGAUGCGCGUACAAGUUCAAGCCCUACUUGGUGCUGCAGCCGGCUCCGACGGAAGAGGAGUACUUGGAAGCGAUGGAGAAGGAGAAGGAUGGACUGGGAGUAACGGCCGACUAUUUUGGAAAGAGAAUGUUUACGAAUAUGGAGAAGAGAUGAAAACAAAUGUUUU
Blastocystis hominis is the source of this 1774-nucleotide messenger RNA. RefSeq lists its product as hypothetical. Gene Ontology annotation, molecular function: protein-macromolecule adaptor activity. Lineage: Eukaryota; Bigyra; Opalinata; Blastocystidae. Gene Ontology annotation, cellular component: endosome; HOPS complex. The transcript has 6 exons. Bases 1 to 1761 code for a protein of 586 amino acids. The record is from RefSeq and is a predicted model, not a curated record. Gene Ontology annotation, biological process: intracellular protein transport; vesicle-mediated transport; organelle fusion.